AUGGAUCUAGUUUUAGGUUUUAACAUUAAAGAUAAUUGUGAUUAUUUGCUUUCAUUAGAUAAUAAUGUAGCAAAUCAAAAACUUUAUAAACAAUUUGUUUUUUUGUUACACAAAGAUUAUAGAUCAAUUGAGAAUAUUACCAAAGAUGAUUUUGAAAUAAUCAAAAAAGAUGAAUUAUAUUUAUUAUCAAGAUUUAGUGAAUAUUUUAAUGUAAACUAUGGUGAUAAGGAUGAAUAUGUAAAGAAGGCAUUGUUUUUAAAUGUAAUUAAAAAUUCAUUAGAGUUACAGGGUUUAUUAAAAUAUAUAUUUGAUAUAAUUAAAUUAAAUAUUAAGCAUUUAAAUAAGGAAAUAUCAAUGGAAAUUGUUAAUCUUAUUAUAUUGUAUUUUAAAGCCAACUUUAUAUAUGGUAUAGAUCAUUUUGGUUUAUUUUUAUCAGUAUUGUUGUUUCAAGAUUUAAUUGGUUUUGAAGAAUUCAGUAUUAUUUUUGGUCCAGAUAUUCAAAUGAUAUUUAAUAAAUUUAGAAACGAAGCAUUUUUCCAAACGUUUAAAAUCGCACGACAAACAAAGUAUAAAAAUGAUUCAAAUGAAAUUGUUAUAAAAGGUCAUUUUCAAAAUAAAUUUAAAAUUAUAAUUCAUGAUAGACACAUCGACUUUUUAUUGCAACUAUUACAGAGUUCACCCAAUUACAAAGAAUCAUUAUAUAUUUUAUUAACAGUAGCACACAAAUUGCAAAAUAAAUAUUAUGAUCAACUAUUCGAUUUUUUAUAUAAUGAAAAAGAGCUUAUAGAAUACAAAAAUAAAAAUUUCUUUAAUUUAAGUUUCAAUUUUAAACCAUUGGAGGAAUUUAAAGAAAUUAAAAAAGAAGAGAAAAAGGAAAAACAAGAAGGAAUAGAAAAAGAGGAUCCUUUAGAGAAAUUAUUUAGUUCAAAUUUAACAACAAAGCAAACAAAUAAUAGUGAAGUUGAAGACAACAUAUUAAAGUUUUUUAUAAAAUCUUUAUUAAAACACAACAAAUUUAUUUUCGGUUAUUACAAGGAUUUCAUUACAUCAAUUAAUGAAAGAAAAAUAUAUGAGUUUGGUAAAGAUUUCGCAAUGCUAUUUAAGCAUCUACCAUUACAAGAGGUAUUUCAGCUUUUUCAAAAAUGUUUAAAGGAGUUUUUCUUUUCAACCAUCAAGAAUGUUUACAAGUUAUGUUUAAUAAAUUGGGGCGAAGAUAAUUUUAGAGGUAUUUUAACAAUGGAAAGAAUUUUGGAGCCAGAAUUUGAUUCAAUUUUACCUGAUAUUUAUAGAUUUUGUUUCGAGUCUUUAAAAGUUUCAGAUUUAGAAAAGAACUUGCCUUAUUUAUUUUAUGGUAAUAAAGAGCAGUUUAGAGUAAAAUACGAGUUAAUAGAAAAGUAUUAUCUUAAUCAACUCAUCUCAAGUUUAGAUGUACACCUAAUAGAAAAAUAUUUAUACCCUAAUUUUAAAGAAAAGUGUUUAGAAUCAAAAAUAUAUCAAUUUAAAAAACAGCCAGAGGUAAAAAUUCAAGAUCAAAAGAAUAUAGAAGACAACAAGCCAACUCCAAUUUUACCCAAUUAUUUAAUAUUAUAUAUAUUUAAUUUAUAUAUAAAUUCAACAGAAAAUAAUUUAAAAUCAAAAUUUAAUAUAUUAAAUUUAAAUCAUAAAUAUUUCGAAUCAGUUGUAAACUUUAUAAACUUUUCAUCAAGUGUACCAAUUACAAUCAAAUAUACAAAUUCUAUUAAAAAGUUAAAAUCCAUUGGUAGUAGUAGUGAAGAGGGUUGGUCAAUAUUAAAGUUUAACGAGCUAUCCUAUUUAAAGGUGUUGGUGUUAAAAGAUGGGGAAUAUAUAGAUUUUAAAAAUUAUCAAGUAUUUAGCAAUUUAAAAACAAUUGAUAUUGUUAUGGAGAAUGUGGUAUCAUUUUUAAGUGGGGGUCUUAUCAAAAGGCUAUCGUUAAUUCCAGCACUAGAAAAAAUUAGAUUUACACUUGGUUUAAGUAGGAUCACAAAAGACAUUUUAAACGAUUUUAUUUAUUUGGCAGAUUCACUAAACAAGAAAAUAGAGUUUGAUAUCAAUGAAACUUUUACAAUGCAUGAUGAAUACAUAUCUUUAUAUAUUUUAUCGAGUGCACAUACAAAUAUUAAAGUUACAGGGGUAUGCACCACACUUUCCUCUUUUCUCACAAAUCCUGAAACCUAUUCUAAAGCUACCGACACUUUUACUUUUGAAAUUGUCCAAUUGGCUAACUAUUACAAUCCAGAAAACAACACCACAACAAAAAUGAUAAAGAAUAAUGAACAAAUAUCAUCUUUAAAGGAAAUCAAAAACCUACACUUUAAAAUGAAAUGUUCUGAUGUUUUUAAAGUUCUCGAAUUGCUCGAGCAUUUGGACUCUUUAGAAUCUCUUUGCUUUACAUUCACAAAUUCUGGUGCCCAUGAUUUAGCUGAUAAUCUUGAUAAAGUUUUUAUAUUGGCUUCAAAUUUACCCCAACUUUCAAAUAUUACAAUUGCAGAUGACCAAGGUUUCCCAAUGGGCAUAAACUGGUUAAAUUUAACAAAUAAUAAAUUUAGUAGUAAUAAUUUUAAAUAUUUUUUUAAAUAA
This is a messenger RNA of Dictyostelium purpureum, 2598 nucleotides long. RefSeq lists its product as uncharacterized. The coding region runs from base 1 to 2598 and encodes 865 amino acids. The record is from RefSeq and is a predicted model, not a curated record. NCBI's taxonomy places the organism in Eukaryota, Evosea, Eumycetozoa, Dictyosteliales, Dictyosteliaceae. The transcript is spliced from 3 exons.